UGCAUGGAGCUCCCCUAUCGUCCAGAGCUACCGCUUGAAGAUCCAGGUAGAAUGUAAUUAAUUAAUUAUUAUAUAAUUGGUUAACUGAUUACUGAUUUGCUUCGAGAUUCGUGCUCAUUUUGAAAGAGGGAGUACUAGAGCCGUUGCCUAUUUUAUUAGGGGACAUAAGCCACUCCCGGGCUCCCGGCACAAGAAUCACAGCAUAGAGUGUUGCACUGUGCAAAAGCCAUGGAGAGCAAUGGCGCCGCCGCCGUCCACCAAAGACAUGGUCUCCGCCACGUGCUACUGUUCCCGCUCCCGUACCAGGGCCACAUCAACCCCAUGUUCCGGCUCGCCGGCGUCCUUCACAGCCGCGGCUUCGCCAUCACCGUCUUCCACACCCACUUCAACGCCCCCGACCCGGCGCGCCACCCGGACUACCGCUUCGUCCUCGUCCCCGACGGCAUCUCCGGCCCGUCCCCGGUCACCAUCGAGGACAGGUUUGCGCGAGUAAUCUGGAUCGGCGACGCGUGCGAGGCUGCCUUCCGGGACCGCCUCGCCGCGGUCCUGCAGGAGUACUCCAGGGACACCGUCGCGUGCCUCGUCGUCGACACGCACCUACUGGAGAUUUUCCAGGUGGCCACGAGUCUCUCCGUGCCCACGCUCGCGCUGCGCACCGGUAGCGCCGCCUGCUUUGCGUGCUUCCUCGCGUACCCGAUGCUCUGCGACAAAGGCUACCUCCCCGUGAAAGACUCGCAGCUUGACCUGACGGUGGCUGAGCUGCCGCCGUACCGGGUGCGCGACCUGAUGCACAUCGGUGAGGCCGGCCACCACCUGAUGUGCCAACUGCUGGCGCGCGCCGUGGCCGCCGUCAACAUCUCCUCGGGCCUCAUACUCAACACGUUCGACGCGCUGGAGCGCCGCGAGCUGGAUCGCCUCCGGCGGGACCUCGCCGUGCCGGUGUUCGACAUCGGACCGCUCCACAAGCUCUCGCCCGACGGCGACAGCAGCCUGCUGCGCCAAGACAGGAGCUGCCUGGAGUGGCUGGACGCGUUUCCGCCGGAGUCGGUGCUCUACGUGAGCUUCGGCAGCGUGGCCUGGAUGAGCCCGCGGGACCUGGUGGAGACGGCGUGGGGCAUCGCCGGCAGCGGCGUGCCGUUCCUCUGGGUGGUCCGGCCGGGCAUGGUCAGCGGGUCCGCGGACGACCACCGUCUCCCCGAAGGGUUCGAGGCCGCGACGCGCGAGCGCGGCAAGGUCGUGGCGUGGGCGCCGCAGGAGGAGGUGCUGCGCCACCGCGCCGUGGGCGGCUUCUGGACGCACUGCGGCUGGAACUCGACGACGGAGGGCAUCUGCGAAGGGGUGCCCAUGCUGUGCCGCCCCUGCUUCGGCGAUCAGAUGGGGGACACCAGGUACGUGGAGCACGUGUGGAGAGUGGGGUUCGAGGUCGGCGGCGACCUCGAGAGGGGCAGCGUGGAGGCGGCCAUCCGGCGGCUUAUGACGGGUGAGGACGGUGCCGAGAUGAGGGCGAGGGCCGGCGAGCUGAAGAAGGCGGCGGUGGACUGCACCGGCGAGGACGGCUCGUCGCGCAUGGCUAUCGAUAAGCUGGUCACACACAUCAUGUCGCUGUAAAUGCUGCAUCUGGCCCAACUGUGAUGUUUUCCUUAUGUUCUUCUUUUUUGCCUUUUCAGCUUUUAACUCUCUACUACUCGUGUUCAAAGUUUCCAUAUGCGUUACACACCUGAAACUCUACCGAAAAACAAAAUAAACCUCAUUCUUGAGCUUGCCUGAAA
This is a messenger RNA of Sorghum bicolor (sorghum), 1769 nucleotides long. Its product is annotated as DIMBOA UDP-glucosyltransferase BX8. The record is from RefSeq and is a predicted model, not a curated record. The transcript has 2 exons. Gene Ontology annotation, molecular function: UDP-glycosyltransferase activity. The coding region runs from base 229 to 1608 and encodes 459 amino acids. NCBI's taxonomy places the organism in Eukaryota, Viridiplantae, Streptophyta, Magnoliopsida, Poales, Poaceae.